Molecule: messenger RNA, 1279 nt
Organism: Oncorhynchus tshawytscha (Chinook salmon)
Lineage: Eukaryota; Metazoa; Chordata; Actinopteri; Salmoniformes; Salmonidae
Product: oocyte zinc finger protein XlCOF19-like
Exons: 2
Coding region: 211-1149 (312 amino acids)
Biological process (GO): regulation of transcription by RNA polymerase II
Molecular function (GO): RNA polymerase II cis-regulatory region sequence-specific DNA binding; DNA-binding transcription factor activity
Source: RefSeq, a predicted model, not a curated record
GCUUCUUCAACUGUUAGGUAUCUUGCUAGCCAACAUACAACCGGAACAUUUACGUUUUUUUAGACCGUUUCGGGGAGUUAAAAAUAUGUCGUAUCCACUAGUUACCCCUUAAUUUUCAUGUCUCCAUUUUUAUUAGUCAACUAGCUGUCUGGUUAAGUUAGCAGUAGCCUAGUCGCUAAUGAUAUUUAGCUAACGCUAACAACCCUGACCAUGAGCUCACUAACAUACUCCCCCCCUGUUGAAGAAGAAGAUGUCUGCCGGACAGAGAAAGAGAAGGAAGAUGAGGCUGUUGAGGUUGAGGCUGUUACAGUGAAAGAAGAAGAUGUUUUUGUGAAAGAGGAGGAGGAUGUUACUGUGAAAGAAGAGGAGGAAGAUAAAAAUGACGAUGCUGUGUUGGGCGUGAAAGAGGAAGAGGAGGAGAUGACUAUCACAGUGAAAGAAGAGGAAGACGUUUUUGAGGUGAAGGAGGGGGAGAUUACUGUCACAUUGGAGGAGGAGGAGGAAGAGGAGGAGGUUGGAGAUCUGAUUAACACCCCAGGUGAAAGACCAGACUCUCACAACAGGAAGAGUCCUUCAGACCCAGAGACAACCAAACCCUCAAAACCACAUCACUGCUCCCAGUGUGGAAAGAGUUUUACCUGGUUAGGGAAUCUGAAAUCACAUAAGCGCACACACACAGGAGAUAAGCCUUUCAACUGCUCCCAGUGCGGAAAAAGUUUUACCCAGUUAGGGAACUUGAAAUCACAUGAGAUGACACACACAGGAGAGAAACCUUUCCACUGCUCCCAGUGUGGAAAGGGGUUUAGACACGCAGGGAACCUGAAAGUGCAUGAAAGACGACACACUGGAGAGAAGCCAUAUAAAUGCUCACAGUGUGAAAUAAAAUGUUCCUCAUCCGGGGACCUGAGAAAACAUGAGAGAACACACUCUAUAAAGAGGCCUUUCCAAUGCUCUCAGUGUGGAAAGAGUUUUACCCAGUUAGGGAAUCUACAAAAGCAUGAGAGAACGCACACAGGGAAGAAGCCCUACCAUUGCUCAGACUGUGGAAAGAGAUUUACCCAGAUUGGGGACCUGAAAUCACAUGAACUGACACACACAGGAGAUAAGCCUUUCCAAUGCUCCCAGUGUGGAAAAAGUUUCCCCGGUUAGGGAACUUGAAAAUGCAUGAGAGAAUACACACAGGAGAGAAGCCUUUCCAUUGCUUCCUGUGUGGAAAUAGUUUUACAGAGUUAGGGACACUGAAAAAGCAUGAGAGGACACACACAGGUGAGAAGCCUUU